Molecule: messenger RNA, 1858 nt
Organism: Arvicanthis niloticus (Nile rat)
Lineage: Eukaryota; Metazoa; Chordata; Mammalia; Rodentia; Muridae
Gene: Sco1
Product: synthesis of cytochrome C oxidase 1
Biological process (GO): mitochondrial respiratory chain complex IV assembly
Source: RefSeq, a predicted model, not a curated record
AAAUGGAGAGGCGGCCCAAAGGAGGCGCGGUCUCCUAAACUCAUGGCGGCUCUUGUACGAGCAGCGGUUUUGCGGUCGCAGUAUCGCCAGCUCUGGCGUCUGCUCCCUCGCGGCCGAGGGCUCAGGGAUGUGGCGGAGACGCUGAGACCAGAGGAGAGGUGCUGCUGCCUGGGGAGCCGAGCCUUCAGCGCUGGGCCGCCACCGCCGGGGGCGGGACCGGAGCCCAGGGGCGGUCAAGCCGGGUCUCACCGCCCGAAGCCUGGGCCUGUUUCUUGGAAGUCUUUAGCACUCACUUUUGCCAUUGGAGGAUCUUUAUUGGCUGGAAUGAAGUACUUCAAGAAAGAAAAGAUAGAAAAGCUGGAGAAACAACGGCAUCGAAGCAUUGGGAAACCUUUACUAGGGGGACCAUUUUCCCUCACAACUCACAACGGAGAGCACAAAACCAACAAGGACUACCUGGGUCAAUGGGUAUUGAUUUAUUUUGGCUUCACUCAUUGCCCUGAUAUCUGUCCAGAAGAACUAGAAAAAAUGAUUGAGGUCGUGGAAGAAAUAGAUAGUAUUCCAUCCCUGCCAAAUUUAACUCCACUUUUCAUCACCAUUGACCCAGAAAGGGACACAAAAGAAGCCAUCGCGACGUAUGUGAAAGAAUUUUCUCCCAAAUUGGUUGGUUUGACUGGCACAAAAGAAGAGAUUGAUGGAGUGGCCAGAGCAUACAGGGUGUACUACAGCCCUGGCCCUAAGGAUGAGGAUGAGGACUACAUAGUGGAUCAUACAAUAAUAAUGUACUUGAUUGGACCAGAUGGAGAAUUUCUUGAUUAUUUUGGACAAAACAAGAAGAAGGCAGAAAUAGCUGGCUCAAUUGCUGCACACAUGAGAUCACACAUGAAGAAGAGGUAGCCAGAGUGCAUCACUAGAUGCAGGAUUGGCUUGCUGAAGAGGAAGCUCCCAGAGGAACCUCUAGUACAUCGUGGACUUCGUACCCUGAGGACAUCAUUCUUCAUGAGAAGUUACCCUGGGGCUCAGCCAACCCAGCCUGCCACAAAGCUACAAUGAGUCUAAAGGGCCAGAGUAGGCAGAGCCAGUGGAGAACAGGCAUCCAGAACCAUCAGAGAGGCACACAAAUGCACAUCUGUAGGAAUGGCACUCUUGGAGUAGUGUUGCUGCCUCGACAGUGUCUGCUUACUCAGGCAUCUGGGGCCAAAUUCUACAGGAAAGAGUGUCACUCCCGUAAUGCUCUUGUUGUUUUAGCUUGUGUACCCAGCAUAGGCGUUCAAGUCAUCUUUAUACUUGAGAGUAGAAGCUCAGUUUCUUUGAAAAGGAAAGUUACCGUCAGGUCUGCAUCUCAUUCCUACAGCAGGUGCUACUUUGAUGGCUGAAGAAGAAAACUGUUGGUUCAGUCCCCACCUUUUUAUUUUUUUAAUAGCUAAGUGAUUUGGCUGGUUUUCAGUGGUAGACCAAAUGGAAAUGAGAAUAUUUAUCAUGACUAUGAUCUGGUAUUUUUAUGUACCAGAUUACACAAUGUAUGAAAUAAAAGAUGUGGUCAGUCUAACAACUUGGACAAGCAUGGCUUUGCUUCUGUGAAGAAUGAGUGCCUAGCACACCACUGUAGGGGCAGAGGCCACAGACUGCAGUGGGUGGAGAGAUAAGUGCUUGUUAAAAUGCAGACUCACAGGCCAGAAACUGGCCUCUCUUGAGUAAGAAUGGAAUGCAGAGACAUGAGUUUCCAGGGGGCAGGUGACUGUUAUCCCAUGACCGGAGUCCACACCUGGAUCAUCUGUUCCAUGGAGAAGUAACGAGCAUAACCAUCUCUUAGAGGUGUCAGCAGCUAUUCCAGGGAAUGUUGUCCAGCUGGGUGUGG